Siniperca chuatsi (mandarin fish) is the source of this 4477-nucleotide messenger RNA. RefSeq names its product SEC14 and spectrin domains 1 (gene sestd1). The transcript has 19 exons. NCBI's taxonomy places the organism in Eukaryota, Metazoa, Chordata, Actinopteri, Centrarchiformes, Sinipercidae. Bases 253 to 2499 code for a protein of 748 amino acids. The record is from RefSeq and is a predicted model, not a curated record.
UGGGCUUCACUGAGGCUGCGCAGAGCAGCGAGCUCCAACGCCUGCUUUCCACUGUUGUUGAAAGCGAACGGAGAACAACUGAGAUCUCCAGUGUCUUUUUUUUAAUGGAAAACAGAUUAAAUAUCUGCUGGUAAAACAGCCUGAGAGGAGAACGAGGAGGAGGGGGCGAGGAGAAGGAGCGACAGAGGAGAAGAGGAAGAGGACUGGGAGGAAAGAAUCGGGACAGUAUAAUGCUGCAGAUUUGACUGAAAGAUGUCCAACGUUACCAUGGAAGCGACCACCAUCCUCCCCAUCCUCAAGAAGAAACUGGCCUUUCUGUCAGGGGGCAAAGACCGGCGCAGUGGUCUGAUCCUGACCAUCCCUCUCAGCUCAGAUCAGACCAGCAUGGAGGAGCUCAGCGCCACACUGGACUACCUGCUCAGCAUCCCCAGUGAGAAGUGUAAGGCUCGGGGUUUCACCGUGAUCGUGGACGGACGAAAGUCUCAGUGGAACAUUGUGAAGACUGUGGUGCUCAUGUUGCAGAAUGUGAUUCCAGCCGAGGUGUCGCUGGUCUGCGUGGUGAAGCCAGAUGAGUUCUGGGAUAAGAAGGUCACACACUUCUGCUUCUGGAAAGAGAAAGACCGCCUGGGCUUCGAGGUGAUCCUGGUUUCGGCCAAUAAGUUGACUCGUUACAUUGAACCCUGUCAGCUGACGGACGAUUUUGGGGGAAGUCUGGACUACGACCACAGCGACUGGCUCAACAAGAGACUGGUUUUUGAGAAGUUCACCAAGGAGUCGACAUCACUGCUGGACGAGCUGUCGAUUAUCAAUGACACCGACAAGAGCAGCUCGGUGGAAAAGGACAAAUCAGCUGACUGUGCCCUCUUGCCAUCUUUUGACCCUGAGACUGUCCUUCAGACCGGUCAUGAGCUGCUGUCGGAGCUGCAGCAGCGUCGUUUUAACGGCUCAGAGGGAGGAGGAGGAGGACAGGGAGGUCCAGCCUGGUGUCCCAUGGAGGAGGAGCUGCUGGCUCAGCCUCAGGUGAUGAAGCUGCUGGAUUCGCUCAGGGAGCAGUACACCAGAUACCAGGAGCUCUGCAGGCAGCGAAACAAACGCACCCAGCUAGACGAGAUCCAUGCCAAGGUCAUGCAGGUGGUCACCUGGCUGCAGGGUCCAGGUUCAGAGCUGUUGAAGACUCAGCAGGCGAUCGGAGACUCGAGUCGAGCGGCUCAGGCCCUGCAGCAGAAACACGAGGAGAUCGAGAGCCAGCACAGUGAGUGGUUUGCGGUGUACGUGGAGUUGAACCAGCAGAUCGCUGCCUUGCUCAGUGCUGGGGAGGAGGAGGAAGUGGUGGAGUUGAAGGCGCUGCAGCAGCAGCUCAGUGACGUCUGCUACCAACAGGCGGCACAGCUGGAGGGCCGACAAAACGUCCUGCAGGCAGCACAGGGCUUCCACAGCACCACACAGGAGUUGUCCCAGCAGUUGGAUGGUCUGCUGGGCAUGCUCUGUGCGGACGUGGCUCCAGCUGACGGAGCUUCGAUUCAACAAAACCUCAAGCUGUUGGAGGAGAAGCUGCAGACUGUCGAGGCAGGUCUCGCUUCUCUGCGUCAGAAGGGGGCGCUGUUGCUGGAGCAGAUGUGCACCCAGCCGUCCUGGUCUCUGGAGGAAACAGAGAGUCCAGCUGGCGAACAGCAAGACAAUGUUCAGCACAUCCAGGCUGUGAUGGAGGAGAUGCAGCUCCGCAAGCAGAGGUGUGAGGACAUGGUGGAUGUGAGGAGGCUGAAGAUGCUACAGAUGGUCCAACUGUUUAAAUGUGAAGAAGAUGCUUUACAGGCGGUAGAGUGGCUUGGCGAGCUGUUGGACGCCCUGUUGAAGACUCACGUCAGACUUGGCGACGAGUCUCAGGAGACCAGGACCAUGUUGGACAAACACAGGAAGUUUGUGGACGUUGCUCAGAGCACCUAUGAUUAUGGCCGUCAGCUGCUGCAGGCGACCGUCGUCCUCUGUCAGUCUUUGCGCUGUACGACGCGCUCGUCCGGAGACACUCUGCCGAGACUCAACCGAGUCUGGAAACAGUUCAGUGUCAGCAGUGAGGAGAGACAACAGAGACUGGAGCUGGCUCUGGGCUUUCACACUGCCGCCGAGAGGGUGUUACAGCAGGAGUGUGUGGACACAGAGUCUCUGGAUGAAGUCGACUCUUCAGGGAAAACUCUGCUGGACAAACUGACCAUGCCUGUUAUCUUCCCAGAUGGGAGCGAGCAAUACUUUGGGAGUCCCAGCGACACGGCGGCGGCAGCGGAGGGCGUCAGAGAGCGCCUCCUGCUGGUGGAGGAGCGACGGCUGCAGCUGCAGGAGGCUGGGAUUCAUAAUGAGGAGGAGGAGGAGGUGCUAAACGGGCAGGAGGCACGGCUAGACGUGAUCGGAGAGGAACUGAGCGAGAAAGAGGAGCAAGAUGAGGAGGAAGAUGAGGAGGCGGAGCAACAGGAUGAAGACUUAGAGAGGGCCACACAGGACUGCUAAUGGAUCACUGAUGACGUUAAACCGAGCAGCCUUAAUGAAGCUCGUUAACGAAGGGCUGCUGAUUGAUUUCCACCGAAGCCUCCGAUUUGUUCUCCCUGAGCCACGAAAGCCCUCGAUUGGUUGCUUCUGUCUCACUGCAGCAGUAGGUUAUUCUUACUGAUGGUAUUUCUUUACAUUAAGACAUUACAUUUUCCAUCAGCCUCACUGCUUACCCUUCCUGAAAGAGGACAAACAAGAACGUGAUCUCUCCUUAGUUCUUUCACACUGUGAAAGCUUUACCACUGUUUGGAGGAACAGCGCCCACUAACUGUUCUUCUGCCGUUAAGCGAUCCUGCAGAUUUCCAUCCAAAUGUGUCCAGCUGGAUCACAAAUGUAAAAUACUGGACGUAUUUACUGGAAAUAUUAAUAUUCAUGUCUCUGGAUGAUCUGUUGAUGACGAUCGACUGUAAAAUAAUCAGUUUGGAUAAGAAUACUCCUAAUGUACACCUAACACCGCCUCCUCUUUCCCAGCAUGCCACUUGUUAUCCUAAGUGGGCAGAGCUUCCAUGGUGCUAACAUGGUUACAAAGUUUUAUGUCUGUGCCUCCUUCCAACUUCCCACGAGAUGUUACUUUUCGUUCAUGUUAUUGCAACACCCGCUAAGUCAUUGGCAGCUCUCUCACACUCAGCGCUGUGUUUGUCCUGCUUUAUACAAAGGAGGGGGUCUAAUCUCUUUUUCAUGAGUCCCACUGUGCUGAUGGCAAAUGACCAGACUGUCAAAACUCACAGCGAUGAGUAGUGCUGCAACCUCAGCACCCCGCACGCUGAGGUCACAGAUAGUGUGCUCAAAAAGCAACAUAACGAACUAUUUUAGUGCCUGCCCACACAGAUAUUGCACUAAUCAAAUUACAACACUGACAUCGUCAGUUGGUACCAAAAAUUCAGGCCCAUUGGAGAACAUCAAUAUACUGGGCACUAACUUUGCAGAAAAGUGAAUACAAUUUAAAUCUGUUCUUUUUGGUACAUAGCCCAGGAGGUGUCAUGGAUUUAAUAAUUUCACCUUCAUGCCAUUAGUCUUGUCUCGUCUUUACCCUUCACACUGUCACUAUGGUUCGCUUGGAUUUAAUACAGUUUUAUUUUGAUCUUGAUCUGAGAUAUGUGGAUAUACUUAGAGUUUUGGCUCUUAAACAAAAUGUAGUUUUAUCUUUGAGAUCCCUUAAAAGUGUAUUUACCUGGAUAACAGACUGUUUCGCUGUAAACACUUUGAAAGCUGGCUUCAUAAAUGUCUGUCGUCUUUUUCAAACCUCCGGCUGACUGAAUGCACCGCAACAAAGGGGUUUGCUGCCCUCCACAAGAGGGAGGAGGCAAAAUAUGUAAUAUUUUGAGAGCAAGAAUUAUUACAUUUUGCGCACACAUUAUUUCUUUUUCGACACUGCCGUAUUUUGGCACUUACAGAUUUGGCCAAAUAAAAACACAACUAGAAACACCAAGGAAAGAUAGAUUGAUAUCUUAGCAAAAAUGGAUUUUAAUUUCAGUUCAACUUCAAGCCCCACUGAUUGGACAUUUCUUGGUGAAAUAGUCUGUGGGACUUUUAGUCAACACAAUUUUAACAUGAAUGCAUCCAUGAUGCUUACGUCUUUCUAGGACCCAGACGCUCAGACCACUUUGCUGCUCUAAACAAACCCUCUGCCUUGUUGAUGGAAAUCAGACUGUGCUGCUUGCUCUGGUCCAGACUAACCACAGAGUGACCUCAGACUGGGAGCGCUGAGACUGGUGGUCAUUUGCCAACAUGGUAACAUCAGGACAGAAUCCUUUUUUAUUUAUUUGACUUUUUUUCAAGCAAACCUUGCUGUAAUUGGUUGGUAUUUUUGACCAAUAACUGCUGCUGUAAGUGUAACCGCUAAAUACUACGUCUUGCUUUGUGUCUUCUCCAUCCAAUGACAUCUACAAUGACAUCAGUAUUACAUCAUCCUCUAAAUAAAGAAGCGUUUUGAAGUUGC